This is a messenger RNA of Drosophila serrata, 2039 nucleotides long. It is a transcript of the gene TP53INP, whose product is annotated as Tumor protein p53 inducible nuclear protein. The record is from RefSeq and is a predicted model, not a curated record. Gene Ontology annotation, cellular component: nucleus; autophagosome. Lineage: Eukaryota; Metazoa; Arthropoda; Insecta; Diptera; Drosophilidae. Gene Ontology annotation, biological process: autophagosome assembly; positive regulation of DNA-templated transcription.
GCAUACGUCACGGAGUUCCUGUAGCGCUGCUCUUGCACCUCUCGCCCCCUCUCAGUUCUCUCUCACACAACGGAAGCAAUCAGGAUAAAAAAUAAAACGAAAAAAAUAAAUAAAAUAAAAACAAAAGAACAUUGAUUCAAAUAAGUGAAGAACGCAGAGGAGGGGAUAAUUCCGUCAUCGAACGAUCAAUAAACUCCAAGCAGCAACAGCAACUUCUACGCUAAAGCAAAAAAAGAAAAGCAAAACAAGAAGCGAAACAGCGUACAAAACAACAAGAAUUAAAUAAAAGACUGAGCAACGUUCAAGCAAAAAUCCAAGGAACAAAAUACCAACAGCAACAUAAGCAAUCUCCAAUUUGUCUCUCUAACUGUGAAAAUAAUAAGCCCCACAAAAGCAGCAGCAGAAAACCAGCGAAACUUUGAUCUCAACACCCCCGCAAAGCAAUAUAGAGCCAUCUAACGCCGGAUCAGAGCUCCGAAAACCCGUAUAAUGCUAAGCAGCCUCGCCUCCUAUCUCUUUGGAUCGCCAGCGACAGCCGAUUCAAGCAGCCAGGAAGCGAAUCCCGCCCAGCAAUCCAACUCGAAUCCAACUAGCUCCGACCCAGCCACCGAUCCUGCCACGGCCGGAGAUGUAAUCGAGGUCACCUCAUCGACGCCCUCGGUAGCGGGCAGCCAGCGGGGUCAGCCGGCGGUGCGCUCCUCCAACGGUAAAAGGGGUCGCAACAAGCGCGGCAAGCAGCAGCGGAACCACCAGCUGCAGCAACAGCAGCAGCAGCAGCAGCAGCAGCAGAGGAAGCAGCCGGCGACUAUUACCAAGUUGCUGACGCCCUCGGGUGAGACCAUUGACGAUGACUUCGAUGAGGAUGAGUGGUACAUCGUGGAGAAGGAAGACGAGGAGGAUGACUCCCUGCCGCGCAGUGACUCCGAGGAGGAGCUCUCCGUCGUCGAGGUGACGCAGCAGCAGAGGGGAUCCACCGCCUCGGCCGCCUCAACGGGCGGCCAUGGCCAAGCGGCAUCCUCCCGCCGGCGGCAGCACCUCAACUCGCAUUCCCUGUACAGCGGGCCGCGGCCACAGCAGCAGCGCAAUUAUCUGCAGCGCUCGCGUGUCGCCCGCCCGCUGAGCAUCAGCACCCACAGCCCGCCCAGAAGUGUGCCGCCCGUCCAGGGACUUCCGCUUCCGCUGGGUCUGCCUCUGCAGCUGGCACUUCCGGUGACACUGGACACUGACAAUGUCACCCAAUCGCUGUACGUGGCCUCGCCCAGCGGCAGCGACCAGGCGGUGACCCAGGGUGCCGGUGCCGGUGCUGGCGUGCUGAUGGAGGAGUCCUGGUACGUAACACCGCCACCAUGCUUCACCUCGAUUGGGCCAAUCAAUAUGGAAACAUCACCAUUUGAGAAUCUAUUGAUUGAGCAUCCAAGCAUGUCCGUUUAUCGUAGUAUUAGGUCCACCCAGGAGGGCACCGAAAGUUUUGUUAAUCUUGAUCUCGGGCUGUCGUCGGAGUUGCAGGCGGAACCGGAAGCGGCUGUGGAGGAAGCGGAACCGGAAGCCGGGCCAGAGCCACAGAGCCAGGUUCUGCGGGAGCAGCGCAAUAAUAGCGCUCGCUACGAUCGCCAUGCGGCCGCUCAGCUGAAGCAGCAGACGCUGGCUCGUCAGAGCCAGAAGAGCAACAACAAGAAGCAGCACCAGCAGCUUUGCCGCAGCGCCAUUAAGCGGGCCAAUAAGGUGCGCGACUUCCAGGCCAAGGCCAACCGCCCCCGCCGCUCGGAGAUGCAGCAUUGCAAGCUGGUCAGCGGUGCCAACAACAACCGCAGCAAGUGCUGCUACUAGGCACACACACACCGCACACACCUGCAAUCGCACCCGCACACCCACCAGCUCCCCUCCCCCCAGCCACGCCCCCAAAACACACACACCCCUCCCGCACUGGAGGAGCAUUACAAUCAUGGCAUGGAUUUUAAUUAGUAUUUUAACUUAACCAACCCAAGAUGAAACGAGAAAAUCGGCAAGCGAAAUGUGAAGGAAAUGCCACAAAAAUAUAU